Messenger RNA from Aspergillus puulaauensis, 942 nucleotides. Its product is annotated as HpcH/HpaI aldolase/citrate lyase family protein. NCBI's taxonomy places the organism in Eukaryota, Fungi, Ascomycota, Eurotiomycetes, Eurotiales, Aspergillaceae. The coding region runs from base 1 to 942 and encodes 313 amino acids. The transcript is spliced from 3 exons. Gene Ontology annotation, molecular function: catalytic activity; magnesium ion binding. The record is from RefSeq and is a predicted model, not a curated record. Gene Ontology annotation, biological process: oxaloacetate metabolic process.
AUGGCCGCGAGAAACACUCUUCGCCGCGCCCUUCUUUACAUCCCCGGCUCGUCGCAGCGCUUCAUCGACAAGUCGCGCUCUCUCACAGCCGACUGUGUCGCCUACGAUCUCGAAGAUAGCGUCACUCCACACAAGAAAGCCGAAGCUCGCUCACUCGUGCGGAGAGCUCUUGAUGAGCCCGCACCGACAAGCAUCCGCGAACGCGCCGUGCGCAUCAACUCUGUCGACAGCGGCCUCGCUCUCGCAGACCUAACUGAAGUCCUUAAAUCCCCCAACCUCUCUACAAUCGUGAUCCCCAAAGUCAACUCCGCCUCAGACCUCACCUUCGUCAACGACGUAAUCAACCACACCCUCUCCCAACAAGCCCAAUCCCAAGAAAGGACGCCAAUCUCCCUUCUUGCUCUCGUUGAGUCUGCAAAAUCCCUCACAAACCUCACCCAAAUCACCUCUGCAACGCCCCUCCUACAAGGCCUCAUCUUCGCAGCGGAAGAUUUCGCGCUCGACCUCAGCCUCACCCGUACCCCAGCCCUGACUGAAUUCCUCUUCGCGCGCUCCGCAAUUGCCACUGCCGCCCGGGCUGCGAACCUCCCCUCCACGAUCGACCUCGUCUGUACAAACUACAAAUCGUCCGAGGUCUUGGAGGAAGAAUGCCGCAGCGGUCGAGGUCUGGGGUUUAACGGGAAGCAGUGUAUCCACCCGUCGCAAGUUGAGACAGCCCAGCAAAUCUACGGUCCUGACGAGGAAGAAGUCACCUGGGCUGUGAGAGUUGUGAUUGCCGACGAGAAGGCCGCAAAGCAAGGGAGGGGUGCGUGGACACUUGAUGGCAAGAUGAUCGAUGUUCCUGUAGCGGAGAAGGCGAAGGCGAUUGUGAAGAAGGCUGAUCAGUGUGGGGUUGAUGUUAACGGCUUGAGGGGGAAAUGGAGUGGACAGGAGCCUGAGUAG